AUGUCAGCCGCACACUGCUUCUCCAGCACCAACCCGUCCGGCCUGGUCGUCUACCUGGGGCGGCAGAAUCAGGAGGGCAGCAACUCCAACGAGGUUUCCAGGACUGUCUCUCGGAUCAUCACGCAUCCCAAUUACAACAGCGACACCAGCGAUAAUGACAUCGCCCUCCUCCAACUCUCCUCCUCCGUCACCUUCACUAACUUCAUCCGCCCAAUCUGCCUGGCAGCAGCCAACAGCACCUUCAACCGGGGCACCACCAGCUGGGUGACAGGCUGGGGCACCAUCAGAGUUGGAGUGUCCCUCCCCUCCCCACAGACCCUUCAGGAAGUGGAUGUGCCGGUGACGGGGAACAGGAACUGUUUCUGCCAGUACAACCCGUCAGGCGUCACCAUCACCGACAACAUGAUCUGUGCCGGGAGGGACGAGGGGGGCAAGGACUCCUGCCAGGGAGAUUCUGGCGGUCCGAUGGUGAGUAAGCAGGGUUCUGUGUGGGUCCAGGCGGGUGUCGUGAGCUUCGGUAUCGGCUGCGCCCGGGCCCAGUUCCCAGGAGUGUAUGCACGCGUCUCUCAGUACCAGAGCUGGAUCAACACCCAGAUCACCAGCGACCAGCCGGGCUUCGUCACCUUCACCUCCACCGGGACAGAUGCAGACCAGAGUGCCACCUGCACCGGUCUGCCUGCUGUCACCACCACCACCCCCACCCCCGCCCCCGCCAACACCACCGCCCCCAACACCACCGCCCUCAAUUCAGUGUGUGGGCAACCCCCCCUCAACACCCGCAUAGUGGGGGGAGAGAACGCCCCUGCGGGGGCGUGGCCAUGGCAGGCCAGCCUUCACCGCAACGACCGCCACUUCUGCGGGGGGUCCCUCAUCAACAAGGACUGGGUGAUGUCAGCCGCACACUGCUUCUCCAGCACGAGCACCUCCGACCUGGUCGUCUACCUGGGGCGGCAGAAUCAGGAGGGCAGCAACUCCAACGAGAUUUCCAGGACCGUCUCUCGGAUCAUCAGACAUCCCGAUUACAACAGCCGCACCAGCGAUAAUGACAUCGCCCUCCUCCGCCUCUCCUCCUCCGUCACCUUCACUAACUUCAUCCGCCCCAUCUGCCUGGCAGCAGCCAACAGCACCUUCAACCGGGGCACCACCAGCUGGGUGACAGGCUGGGGCAACAUCAGAUCAGGAGUGUCCCUCCCCUCCCCACAGACCCUUCAGGAAGUGGAUGUGCCGGUGACGGGGAACAGGAACUGUUUCUGCCAGUACAACCCGUCAGGCAUCACCAUCACCGACAACAUGAUCUGUGCCGGGAGGGACCAGGGGGGCCCCUGUCAGGGCGAUUCUGGCGGUCCGGUGGUGAGUAAGCAGGGUUCCCAGUGGGUCCAGUCUGGCAUUGUGAGCUUCGGUAUCGGCUGCGCCCUGGCCCAGUUUCCAGGAGUGAAUGCACGCGUCUCUCAGUACCAGAGCUGGAUCAACACCCAGAUCACCAGCGACCAGCCGGGCUUCGUCACCUUCACCUCCACCGGGACAGAUACAGACCUGAGUGCCACCUGCACCGGCCUGCCUGCUGUCACCACCCCCGCCCCCGCCACCCCCACACCGCCACCGGUGGUGUGUGGACGGGCCCCUCUGAACUCUCGUCUGAUUGGUGGAUCAGACGUGUCGGCGGGGGUGUGGCCGUGGCUGGCCAGCCUGCACCUGAACGGGACACACACCUGCGGAGGAACUCUGGUGUCCGAGACGCUCGUGCUCACCUCAGCCAACUGCUUCUCCAGCUCCAGCACGCCUUCUGAUUGGACGGUGUUCCUGGGCCGCCUGCGACAGAACGGCUCCAACUCCAAUGAGGAGUCUGUGGGUGUGGCCAACAUCACGCUGAGCAGCCUAUCAGGCGAGAACGUGGCCAUGGUGCAGUUGACCAGGAAGCCCACCCUCUCCAACUUCAUUCAGCCAGUCUGCGUGGAACAGAACGCGGGCACCAUCGCCACGGGAACCACCUGCUGGGUCGCAGGCUGGGGCAACGCACAGGCUGGAGGUGUGUGUCAGCCCCUUCAGGAGGUGCAGACAUCAGUGGUUGCCUGUGGCAACGCAUCCUCCUCUGCUGAUGACAUCUGCACCAACACUCUUCAGUUACAGCAGGGUGAUAUGGGAGGUCCCCUCAUGUGUAAGCAGGGCGUGUCGUGGUUCCAGGUUUCAGUGAUCGCUGUAAACUCCUCCUCCUCCACCUCCAGAGCCACCAGCCAAUCAGAUCGCUCCUCAGUGCAGGUCUUCAGUCGGACGUCUCGGUUCAGCACCUUCAUGUCAAACUUCUCCUUCCCUGCGACCUUCACCUCCGCCACCACCCCCAACACCACCUCCACCCCCAACACCAACACCACCACCACUACCACCUCCGCCACCAGUGGGGGGCGCCACUCCUACACCCCCCUCUCCCUCCUCUCCCUCCUCUUCCUCUCCGCCGCUCAGCUGGCCUCCCAGCACUAA
Molecule: messenger RNA, 2475 nt
Organism: Clupea harengus (Atlantic herring)
Lineage: Eukaryota; Metazoa; Chordata; Actinopteri; Clupeiformes; Clupeidae
Product: transmembrane protease serine 9-like
Exons: 12
Coding region: 1-2475 (824 amino acids)
Biological process (GO): proteolysis
Molecular function (GO): serine-type endopeptidase activity
Source: RefSeq, a predicted model, not a curated record